AUGGGAAGUCGUGCAGUAUGCAUUCAACGUGUAGUGCCGCCGUGUUUUGAAGCCUCGCAACUGAAGAAGAGCAAAACAGUGAGUCCCUCUUUUGUGAAUACGAGGAGGAAGAGAAGAAGCAAUGGAGUGAGAUGUAGCAGCAUAACCGACUUCAUCGGAGGAGACCUGGUGAAGCCGGACAUUGGUCGUUGGCUUGCGGACGUGGAAGAGCACAAGGCAAUGGCCAUCUACACUCCUCACGAGGGUGGCUACGAAGGUCGCUACCUGAUUGGACUUAAGAACCAAGGCUACUACUUUCUCGACAUCUCUGCUCGAGGGCUUGGUGACCCCGAGACAACUCUCCUCAACGCCUACCCUGUUUGCCCUGCUCACCUUGGGAAACAACCUAUAGCAAGAUGGUAUUAUCCACCAGAAGUUGACUACAGACUCUCUGCUCUUCCACCUAAUGCCAAGGGUCUUGUUGUCUGGAUCAUCGAAGCAAAGGUCCUCUCAAAGUCUGAACUCCAGUUUCUUGCUUUGCUUCCUUCUCUCCGUCCUAAUGUCAGGGUUAUUGCUGAAUGUGGCAACUGGAGGAAGUUCAUGUGGAAGCCGCUUGCGGAAAUUGCAAAUCUAGCUGAACAAGAGUAA
Microthlaspi erraticum is the source of this 627-nucleotide messenger RNA. The record is from the annotation of a GenBank genome assembly. Lineage: Eukaryota; Viridiplantae; Streptophyta; Magnoliopsida; Brassicales; Brassicaceae.